AUGAGUUUAUCGUCUGAUCCAAAGGUCCAAAGAAAGUUUCUCGAUCUUCAAAUUUCAAACAAAUCACUUCUGACUCUUAAUGCUACGCUGGAAUCCACUGUUAAAGAACAAACGGAUAAAAUUGCUACAAUGCCAUCAUUUGAAGUAAUGAUGGAGACACAACAAAAGCAAUCUGAAUAUCUUAAUAAAAGAAAACGUAAUAAUGAAAAAGAAAAGGCACCCUACGAUCCAAAUUCUCCUCCAUUAAAAUCUCUUCCACAUGUCAUUUUUUACAGAGUAUAUGAUGAUAUCACAGUUGUUUCCUCUGUGGUGGUGUCUUUACUCUAUACGAUGUAUAUAUUUCCUGUUAUUGUAGUAGCAAUAUCGGCCAGACAAUUUGCUGAUAAGUCCAGAGAAAAGAUUCAAGGAAUAUUAAUAUCAAAUUGA
This is a messenger RNA of Entrophospora candida, 426 nucleotides long. NCBI's taxonomy places the organism in Eukaryota, Fungi, Glomeromycota, Glomeromycetes, Entrophosporales, Entrophosporaceae. The record is from the annotation of a GenBank genome assembly.